Messenger RNA from Patella vulgata (common limpet), 5339 nucleotides. Its product is annotated as lysophospholipid acyltransferase 2. Gene Ontology annotation, cellular component: membrane. Bases 141 to 1628 code for a protein of 495 amino acids. Gene Ontology annotation, molecular function: acyltransferase activity. Gene Ontology annotation, biological process: lipid modification. The record is from RefSeq and is a predicted model, not a curated record. The transcript has 12 exons. Lineage: Eukaryota; Metazoa; Mollusca; Gastropoda; Patellidae.
UGGGAUUAAACGAAAAUGGUAAACGUGCAAGAGAUAAAGUUGAAGAGAUCUUAGAUUUUUGGCAUUAUUAAAAGAAAUGCGUUGAAUCGCGAAGUGGAACGCAGUUUGAAGUUUUGAAGAACGUCUGAUAUAUCAUCAGAAUGGUUCGUAGUGGUGAAUUUUAUGCUGGAUCUCGCCUGUUAAGCCCACUUACAGAAGUGAUUGGUUUGCCGAUUGAUCAGGUGAAUUUUGUAGUAUGUCAGCUGGUAGCACUUGUAUUAGCCUUUCCAUUCCGUCUGGUAUUAUCACCUUCGACAACAAGUCUCACUGUGCGACAUGUAGUCCAGGUCACGGUCGGCAUGGCUCUCACUUUCUUCUGUUUUGGAUAUCAAAUCUAUCACUUGAUAAUCCUGUCUUUUGUAUGUUAUUUAUUGAUGAAGUAUGGAAGUAGGGACUGGAUGCACAAAGCUGUAUUUGUUUAUAAUAUGUUAUAUUUAUCGGCAACGCAUAUAUGGCGUCAGAUUUAUGAUUACGGUGGCUAUACGUUGGAUAUUACGGGGCCUCUAAUGAUCAUGACCCAGAAAAUGACGAGUAUGGCAUUUGCUUUACAUGACGGAAUUUAUAAAGAUAACAGUAAAUUAUCGGAUGAUCAAAAAUCACAAGCUAUCAGGAAGAUGCCAAGUUUUUUGUCAUUCUACAGUUAUGUGUUUUAUUUUCAUGGUAUAAUGUGUGGACCAAUGUGUUUUUUUUCUGAUUUUAUCAGCUUUAUGGAAGGGAGAAACUUCUCUGAAGCUAAAAUACCAUUUACGGAAAAUGGUACAACCAAUAAUACUCUUACAACAAACAACGAAGAUACUUGUAAAAAAACAACUUUAACUACUAAACAUUAUGGAAUUGAGAAAGCCACGUUAAAGACUUUAUUAACUGCGGGUAUAUGUGGUAUUUUAAUGAUAUUUGUAGCACCUCACCUGUGUCCACCAGAAGGCCUUGUUUCACCUUCAUGGUAUGAGAUGAAUUUUGUACAGAAAAUGGGUUAUUUAUUAAUUUGUUUGAUGUUAGCCAAACAGAAAUAUUAUUUCGCUUGGAAAUUAGGAGAAGCUGUAAAUAAUGCUGCCGGUUUGGGUUUCCAAGGCUUUGAUAAAGAUGGUAAACCUAAAUGGGAUCUUGUUAAUAAUGUAGACAUAUGGGGAGUCGAGUUUUGUAAUAGUUUAAAAUUAAAUCUAGAUGCAUGGAAUAAAACUACGUUAAUAUGGUUGCGUAGAGUUGUGUAUGACAGGGUACCUAAGUUUAAAGUUUACGCUGUAUUUGCCUGCAGCGCAACCUGGCAUGGUUUUUAUCCAGGGUAUUAUCUAACCUUUGCUACAGGGAUGCUUUUAACAUUUGCUGCUAGAAUGAUUAGACGUAAAAUCCGACCUUUGUUUCAAGCGACAGCAAGCCUAGCCUAUUUUUACGAUUGUAUUACGUUUACUUUCGUACGUUUGGCGAAUCCAUGGAUGUGUGCGCCCUUUUUAAUGCUUGAAUUAAUGCCAGCCAUUCAGCUUUACAACUCUCUCUAUUGGUAUUUGCAUAUAAUGGCCAUGGUGGCACUAGUUGUACUUCCUUUUUACCAUCCACCUAAACCAAAGACAGAGGAGAAGAAAACCCAGUGAUCACAGCUAGUCAUAGAUUGUAUAUACUGUUAUAUUCUAUAAUUUCAUUAUCUUCAUAGAUCUCUAUUAAGUUUAUGCAGUUAACUCCCCUGAUUGUGAAUGUCACAGGAGUUAGCUCCCUUUAUAGAUGUGACGUUGAUGGAAGUUUGCCUUUUUACAAUGACUUUUAUUGGUGUUAGUGAACACUAAUGGGAAGUAGCUCCCAUUUUUCAGGCAUUUAAAGGGAAAGUCUCUAUCAGCUUUGAUAUAUUAAUUGAAAGUAGGCAAACAAAUAAUUUACUAACAUCUGUGAAUUCUUUGUUUUUAUGGUUUUGAUAUGAACUAUUUCCUCUAUAGUUUUUAGUGCAUGGUCCUUGUAUGAACUGUUUCCCCUAUAACUUUUAGUGCAUGGUCCUGAUAUGAACUUUUUCCUUUGUAGAUUUUAGUGAAUGGUGCUGAUAUGAACUUUCCCCCCUAUAGAUGUUAGUGAAUAUGAACUGUUUCUUCUGGAAAUUUAAUGAAUGGUUCUGAUAUGAACUGUUUUCCCCCUAUAGAUUUUAUCGAAUUGUCCUAAUAUGAAUUGUUUCCCCUGUAAAUUUUAGUGAAUGGUAAUGAUAUGAACUGUUUCCCCUGUAGAUUUUAGUGAAUGGUCCUGAUAUGAACUGUUUUAUGGAUUCCUAUGCAUCCUUCUUUAAGUCUGUGGUUGAUUGUAGUGGAUCAGAGCCGAUCCUUAUCUAUGUACAUUUUCAAUUCCACCAGUGAUAAGUAAUUUAUUUUCUAGUCAAGGGUUGAAAUCUAAUUUAUUAUAUGGAUGUAUAAUGUAGGAUGCUGAAAUCCAAGAUGAAAUAUACAGAACCCAAUAAAGCAAAAGUAUUGAUAGCAAAUAAAAAAAAAUCUAAUGUGACCUGUUUCCUACAGUUAUGUCACUUUAAGCCUAGUGGUACCUCAUUCUGUAUCCACAGACCAAAGCCAAGGAACUAGUCAGAGCUUAAAACCGAAUCAGAAUUCAUUUAGUCCAGAUCAUUCCAGCCCAAAUUAUCUUGGCAACUGAUCGGCAUAUGAUGGCCUUUGUUGUGUACAUGUAUAUGGUAACUUUUAUACACAAAGUGGAGAAUUUUGGCUGGAACAGUCAAGACUGUGUAAUUAGGGCUAUUGAGGAAAUGAUGGAGACUUCCCCUUUAAUUUAUGAAGACAAUUGAUUUGUCAAACAAUUAUUAUUGAUUCAAACUGAAUGGUUUCAUGCCCCCCCCCCACCACAACACAUACACACACUUCAGAAAUGAAUAAUUAAUACAGUUAAAAUUUUAGUAGAGUACUAUGAAUUUUGUUAGCUGUAUAUGGUGAGUGAUAUUCAUAACCAGCUACCAGACCACCAAUACCUACCUAUAGCUAUGGAAAUAGAGUGAUAAGUUCAGCUUUGAUUUCAGAAACCAGAGCUAUUUGGUAGAGGGUAGAUAUCUCUAGUACAGCCAAGUUUUGGGGCUAAUGAAACAUUGAAAUUGCAUGUGUGCCCUUAUUUUUAACUAGAAAACUUUAAUUUAUAUUCAGACUGAUGACUUUCUUAACACCAAAUCAGAGUUUGGGACCAGAGCUGGAUCUCAAUUAUGGGUCUCUUUUGUUAUUCUAUUUAUUUUGUUAUUUGGAGUGAAUUUAUGGAAAGCAAACCAGACAAAUUUCUGAUAUAUCAGAUCAUACCAGUCUGAAACUGGUUUUGGCUUAAAAUUUUUGAGAAGGGUUUGGAACUGGUACCAAAGCACAAUGGAGAUGGAUUAGUAGGUAUUAUUACUUACCUAUGGCAGAUAGUAAUAGUUCCAGUCAACUUUUUUUUAAUCUUAUUGUUAGCCCUUUUGGUUUAUUUACCAUUUAUUUAUCAUGAAACUACAAACCAGUUUCUUUGUAAUAAAGUUUGAGUUAAUUUCUAUGUUAAUGUCCCACUGCAGCUGCAAUUGGCUAUAGAUAUAUAUAUAUAUAUAGCUAUUUUCCCAAUUUAAGGUUUUUACGGCAAGAAUUAUUUUUGCAAAUAUGACUACAUGUAUUUUUAGUGUUGUCUAAUUUUGUAAUCUGAUUUCCAAUGAGACAUUUAAAAUAAAAGUAUUAAGGACUGUUGAUAUAGAGCUGAAAUGCUUAACAUACAGCAAGUACAACCAUAUAACCUCAGAAUAGAAAGCAUUUAGCCCUUUGAGAGCCAUGCUAUCAAUUUUACCGACAGACCCAUCAUUGUUAAUGAUAAAUCUACCCAUUUUACAACAAAUGUUAUGCAAAUUACGUGCAAUUAUUUGCAUACUUUUUAAUCCAUAUACGUAUAAGCGGUUUGUUUAUUUAUUAUUUUUUAAAAUAAAAUAUGCCUCUUCUCUGAUAUUAACAUAAAAAUACUCAAUUUAUUUUACCAACAUUGUUUAAAGGGGUACAGCUGUUCAUUAGAAACAAGUUUUAGAAACAUUAUAGUUGUGGAAUGGUUACAAAAGUAUAUUUGUAAGUUACCGGUACAUUUAUGUACCUUUUAUGAAAAUUUGAAUUUAGUACAUGUAUACUAAAUCAUGUGUUAUUGCUGUUUGUAUAUUUAUUUGUUACCUUGGUUGUGUGUUUAGUGAGUUGUGAUUUUUGAACAUUUUUUUAAAAAAAUUCUAUGAAUUUAACAUAAUAGAAAAGCGAGGCCUGGUCAGAUAAGGAGUGGAUCAAUGUUCCCAAAUUCAUAACCUGAACUCAUAUUAUGAGCCCAUCCAUGAAUCUGGGUGUCAGAUAUUACUGCUGCUCCGAAAUUCGUUCACAGGGUUUAGGGUUUAACUAGUUCCAUUUUGAUUGAUUUCUUGUGGCUCUUCUUAGAAAAUAAAAAUACACGCCAAAAUAUAUGCAGCGGAAUACUUACGCCAGAAAGUUCUUUGUAUACUAGUAGACUAAUUUAGUUACUCACUUUGUUCUUGUAUAUAAUGUGGACCUACAGUAUAUUGUUGUCACAUCUGUCCCUCGUCGACUUGUCUGUCCACAAUAUCUUGUGAACAAUAUACAUGUAUAGCCUGACAUACCUUUUUCAUCCUAAUCUUCACAUCCUGUACAUUCACAUUUUGAUUUUAAAAUUUUGUGAAAGAAUCCUUAAUGGAUAUAUUUUUUUUUUUUUUUUAAAACUGAUCCUGCAGGAUUUGAUAUCAAUCAUUUUAUAGCUAUCAUGAACGACUUUGCUGCAGGUGGACGUAUUAGGGAACCUUGACAAGCGUGUGUCUAUGUUUAUUCUUUGAGAUGUAUGUGGCAAUCUAGCUUCUGUCUUUAAUUGGACUGGCUCUCACAACAAUAUUAUUGCUCUACACUAUAGUGAAUGCAUUUAAAAGUGAGGCAGAGAUAUUCAGACCACAAAUGUUAGGUAAACUCGCCCAGAACAAAUAUCCGGCGCAAUAGAAUGAACUAUUGAUAUUAAUAAUUAAAUAUUAUUUUAUUUAUUGUGUAUGAUUGCAUAUAUAUAUAUUUAUGAUUAAAUUUCACAAUUUACACAUAUUGGAUGCAUCAAUAGCUCAUAGUGAAGCCCUUGUUUAGAAAUUGUCUCACUAUAACAAUUGUUGUAUGCGAACCAUUGUGUAUAAUAUAAAGAUGUUACUAUAUAACAUGGAUGUAACAGAGAUCCAACAUCUGUGCUAUAGUGAAGGCCUAGUAAUAGUGAUAUACAAUAGCCUCACUAUAACAUAGGUGUAUAUAGUGAAGCGUACUUGUGUAAUGACACCAUAAUAAACAUUUUAAAUUUGA